Messenger RNA from Pollicipes pollicipes, 1909 nucleotides. RefSeq lists its product as uncharacterized. Bases 251 to 1909 code for a protein of 552 amino acids. Gene Ontology annotation, cellular component: mitochondrial outer membrane. The transcript is spliced from 4 exons. The record is from RefSeq and is a predicted model, not a curated record. NCBI's taxonomy places the organism in Eukaryota, Metazoa, Arthropoda, Thecostraca, Pollicipedomorpha, Pollicipedidae. Gene Ontology annotation, biological process: mitochondrial protein catabolic process; mitophagy by internal vacuole formation.
UCCCGCACCCGCCCGGCCAGACAGGCUGACGCGCCCGUGCCGGCGGGAGCCCGCGCCUCCUGCGACGGACCUGGACGGCUGCCGCCUGCAGCGCCGCGGGAGACUGCACCCGAGACGUUAGGCUGAGGUCGCGAGGUGACUGACGUCGGCGUCUCGACCGCAGGGUUGUGCGCGGUGCGACGCUCGAAACGCGUGACUGUCGAGGUGUCAGCUGCGAGUGGCACCACCUCGUCGACCUGAGGCCGGCGACAUGUUCAACUUGCACAGCCUAAACGGCGACCGGCUGGAGCGCUACCACGACCUGCACGUGCGGAAGCACCCGCUGCAGGGCCGCUCCUCGCUGCCCAUGGAUCUAUCGGCCAUGAAGACGUCCACGUGGACGUACAAGCCGGCCGCGCCGCUACAGCUGAUGGCGCCGCCACCGCACCUCGUGGAGAAGCAGAUGCGCUUCCGCCCGGAGAAGGCUCACCGUCGACCCGUGCAGCGGCUGCAGUGGCGCAAGAGCAAGUGGCAGCCGGACCCAGACGAGCCCAGCAGCUACCUCGACCUCAACCGUAUCAGCUCCAUGACUAUCGCCGACGUCAGCCCCAAGUUCGCCGUCAAGCGCAUCCUGAUGCUGUACGAGAACCAGCAGUACCGGGAGGCGGCCAACUUCGUCAACCGUCUGAGCCACGGCACGUUCAAGGUAAUCCUGACGGAUCUGCCGGUGGACGUGUUCAUCGAGUCGAUGCCGGACAGCUUGCCGAUCCUGGAGGCGCUCUACGCCAAGGUGUUCCUCUCUGACGGGCUCAACUUCUCGGUGAAGACUCUGAAGCCGGAUGCGGUGGUCAUGCAGAUGGUCAAGUUCUUCGCGCAGCAGGAGGACAGUCUGACGGGCAACAUCAAGUGGGAGCUGUGCGGCCCCUUCAUCGCCUCUUGCAAGAAGCUGCUGAAGGUGAUCGUGCACACCGAUCCCAAGAUCAAGAAGAUGUUGGUGUCGCGGCGUAAGGCGCUGGACAAGGCGGUGGAGGGCAUGGGCCACCACGGCAUGGUGGGCACCUCCGACGGCUCGCUGAUGAAUCUGCACGACGCGCUGAAGCUCGAGUUCAAGAAGGUGGUGACGUCGUACAAGGCGGCGCUGGAAAAGCUGGAGGAGCUGAGUUUGUCGACGGCGUCCAAGCAGACGCUGUGCCGCAGCAUCAGCCACGGCCCGGCGCCGAUCCAGGUGUCGCAUCAGCGCCAGCUGAGUAUCACUCAGCAGGAGAUUCAAGAGAGGCUCAUCAAGAACAAGACCAUCCUGAAUGUGGUGGAGCCGAUCCUGGGCAACCACAGCCUGGACAUCUUCCUUGGCAUCUUGCAGCGCCGCAUCGACCACGACAAGGACUGCCUCUUCCAUUUCACGCAGCUGAAGAAGGAAGUGAAGGACAUGAAGGACGCCUCAGUGGUUGUGCCCAUCCUGAUGCGCUACGGUCACGGCAUCGACCAGGUGCUGAAGCUGAUGCGGGAAGUGUCGGGGGACCAGGAGGAGAGCGACGGCAGUGACAUAUCCGGCUACCACUCCGACUCCGACUCGGCCAUCAUGACCUCGGGGAACUCGCCCUACGUCAGCAAGUCUGCCCGCUACAACUUCCUCUACAGAUCAGUGCGCGCCACGCCGGCCCAGUUCCGCGGCGCCAUCCCCGGCGUUCAGCGCGGCCGCCUCGGCCGCCGGCAGCGCUGCCAGCCAGCAGUCCGCCAUCUUCCGACACCCGGCUCCGUCGGCGACAAGUCCACCGACGACACCUCGCCCCAGCUGGAGGCCAAGCGGCAGCUCAAGCGCAAGGAGGUCGAGAAGCGCGUCUCCAACUCGAGCGGGUUGUGCGCGGUGCGACGCUCGAAACGCGUGACUGUCGAGGUGUCAGCUGCGAGUGGCACCACCUCGUCGACCUGA